AUGUCAAAAUCGUUCUUAAACCCUACAGCCAUAGCCAGGUCCGGCUACGGCGAAGACUACCUCUUCGAACUCCUACAACACAAUCCCAUACUACGGCGAGCGAUAGUUCUGGCCUUGACAGUGCUUUCGCUGGCGGCUUUUCUUGCGGUACACCGGUCAAAGCUGCUCGAGUAUAACUGCCAGUAUGCCGAUUUGCCUCAGUGA
Messenger RNA from Daldinia caldariorum, 204 nucleotides. RefSeq lists its product as uncharacterized. NCBI's taxonomy places the organism in Eukaryota, Fungi, Ascomycota, Sordariomycetes, Xylariales, Hypoxylaceae. The transcript is spliced from 2 exons. The record is from RefSeq and is a predicted model, not a curated record. Bases 1 to 204 code for a protein of 67 amino acids.